This is a messenger RNA of Jatropha curcas, 1802 nucleotides long. Its product is annotated as THUMP domain-containing protein. Gene Ontology annotation, biological process: tRNA modification. The record is from RefSeq and is a predicted model, not a curated record. Lineage: Eukaryota; Viridiplantae; Streptophyta; Magnoliopsida; Malpighiales; Euphorbiaceae. Gene Ontology annotation, molecular function: RNA binding.
CAUCAAAUUCCACCAUUGAUGUACUCAAAAGCUUUGCUUACUUCUGUUGACUUUUUUACUCUCCACUAAUGAACAGAACGCCACAGACAGUUAAACAUACACCAUUAAGGACUUCUUGAUACUUGCUUCGUAAGCUUUCCUUUUCCCAUCACUCGGGAAGUGGAUUGUGAUCUCAGAUUCUCAGUCUCUUUAGAAGCACCUAUUCAUUUUAUGAGGUCUUGAUCAAUUGUAAUGGACGUUGGUGGGCUUAGGCCCAACUUAAAUGAGAUAUUAGGCUCAACUCAGAGCCCACUAAGGCCUUCGAAGCUUAUUCUCCGUGCUUCUUUUCCCCUUCUUUCUGGCGAACCCUGAGAGCACACGACGCUGCUUUGUAACUGUUCUGCUCAAUGGCCACCGUAAACAAUCCGAAGUCUGCUGCUACAGCCAACGUCAACAAGGGCAAAAAAAGAAAGCAACGUUAUCUCCCCCAUAAUAAGCCAGUGAAGAAGAAGGGGGCGUACCCUUUACACCCAGGAGUGCAGGGUUUCUUUAUCACUUGUGAUGGUGGCAGAGAGCGUCAAGCCUCUCAUGAGGCCAUUAAUGUUAUUGAUUCUUUCUAUGAGGAGCUGGUCCAUGGAAAGGAUACAAGUGUGGAUCUUGCAGAAUUGCCUAAUAAACCUUUAAAUAAAAAGAUCAAGUUUGUAUAUUCUGAUGAUGAUGAUGAAGAGGAAGAGGACGAGGAAGAUGAUGAUAAUAAUGAGGUUGAGGAGCAGGAUGAAGAGGGAGGGGAAGAAGAGAAUAAAUCAGAUGUUAAUCAAAAUAGCGAUGCUAAAAGUGAAGUUCCAACAAAUGAAAAGUUAAGUUUUCCUAAUGUUGAGAAUACCUGUGGUGCAAAUCAAAGAGAAGAAAAGACUAAGGAUAGCGAAGAUAGUGGUAACGAUCUUGAAAACCCAACAAGUGAAGCCAAGGAGCCACCAGCAAAAAAACAAUGCCUAGAUACUUGUGUUUCAAAAUCUACUAUCCAUGAAAAGAUGGAAGAGAAAUCUGUUGAUAAGCUGAUUGAAGAUGAACUCAAAGAACUUGGGGAUAAGAGUAAGAGGCGCUUUGCGAAUCUUGAUUCAGGUUGUAAUGGUGUUGUUUUUGUUCAAAUGCGCAAGAGAGAUGGAGACCCUUCUCCUAAGGAUAUUGUACAGCAUAUGAUGACAUUUGCUGCAUCAACAAGGAAACACAUGUCAAGGUUCAUAUUAAGAGUGCUGCCAGUUGAAGUUGCAUGCUAUGCUUCUGAAGAGGAAAUUUCAAAAGCAAUGGCAUCAAUUGUGGCAAAGUAUUUUCCUGUGGAUGCUCAAGACCCGCAAAAGUUUGCAGUACUGUAUGAAGCUCGUGCAAACACUGGAAUUGACAGGAUGAAAAUUAUAAAUUCAGUGGCAAAAUCUGUUCCUGGACCGCAUAAAGUCGAUCUUAGCAAUCCUGAGAAGACAAUUGUAGUUGAAGUUGUUAAGACUGUAUGCUUGAUUGGGGUUGUUGAGAAGUACAAGGAGUUGGCCAAGUACAACAUGAGGCAGCUCACAUCACCAAAAUAGUGGCUAUCCUUCCUAAACAAGAGCGUCUACUUCUUCAAUUUUGAUAGAUCAAUCCUGUUACCUGUAUUUUAUUGUUCUCUGCCAAUAUACCUUUUUUCUUCCUAUUUAUGAUGUUUUAUAUGUUGGCGAGCUUAACAUUCAUUAUUUGAAUAAUUUAUUUCCCUUGAAUUAUGUGGAAAAAAAUAAUCUGUCAAUGUACUCUCUCCCAGGAGUCGUCUCAAUUAUUCUCUACCUUUUAUUUCA